CUGGUGUUUUCGUUUAGUGUUUUCGUGUUCUCACAGUUUUUCAUUUUCAGACGUCAAAAUUAAUUAAUUUAUAUUAUUAAAAAAAUGGCUAAAAAGACAUAUGAUUUACUAUUCAAAUUGCUCCUAAUUGGUGACUCCGGGGUUGGAAAAACGUGUAUACUAUUCAGAUUUUCUGAUGAUGCGUUCACAACAACUUUUAUAUCAACUAUAGGUAUAGAUUUUAAAAUUAAAACUGUCGAAUUAAGGGGUAAAAAGAUUAAACUUCAAAUAUGGGACACCGCGGGGCAGGAAAGGUUUCAUACAAUUACAACUUCUUACUAUCGAGGUGCCAUGGGUAUAAUGUUAGUUUAUGAUAUAACCAAUGAAAAAAGUUUUGAAAACAUAGUCAAAUGGUUAAGAAAUAUAGAUGAGCAUGCGAAUGAAGACGUGGAGAAAAUGAUCCUUGGUAAUAAGUGUGAUAUGUCUGACAAAAGAACAGUGAGCAGAGAACGAGGAGAAACUAUUGCACGUGAACAUGGCAUUAGAUUUAUGGAAACAUCUGCAAAAGCCAAUAUAAAUAUAGAUAAAGCUUUUAAUGACCUUGCCGAGGCCAUCUUAGAUAAGACAGCAGGCAGAGAACCAGGUGAUCAUGUUGAUAGGGUAUUGGUAGAUAGAAAACAGCAGUCAAAUACUUCCAGAUCUUGCUGUAACAAUUAGUUCUAAGUAUUUCAACUUUUUCAAUUAAUCUUAUGCAUAAGAACUGAUUUCUAAAAAAAAAUUGUUACUCUGAACAAGUUUUUUUACCAUUUACAAAAUAGUCUAAGAAAAGUAAAAAGGGAGAAGUCAGUUCAUUUGUGCUGUAUGUGUCAUAAACCAAAAAUCUGAGUGUAGGUGUAGUUGGAAUCAAUUCUACAUGGCAAAUAUUGCUGAAAGCUUCUGAUUUUUGGUUUCAGAUUUUGAAAUAUUCAAAUCUUUUAAAACGAAAUUACAGAGGCACAAAUGUUUAAUUAUAUAUUAUAAAUGUGCUUUACUUAUUGUAUGGUAAAUGUCAAGAUACAAAUUAUUUUUUAAUAUAUUUAAUAUAAGCCAUUUGCUUUAAAAUAAACUUAUCCAGUGUGAUGUAGAAUACGAUGAUGUACUUCACUGAUGUGAAAAAUUUUCACAUUUUUGUAUAGAAUUACAUUUUGUAAUAUGACAAUUUUUUAGAUAUUUCGCUCACAUCAACGUAAUCAUUUGAAUGAGUAUUUGAUGUUUAGGUGCAAUUUUAUCAAAUGUUUUCUAUCAUAAAUAAAAAAUUGUUGCUUUCAACAUUAUAUUUGUUCAAUUAAAACUUGAUAUUAAAUUUAAGCAGGACAAACCAGAGAGACUCGAAUCGAACUUAAGUUUAGGAUUAGUUUUAUGUUAGUUUUUUUUAUAUAAUGAAGUCAUUACUGAAUUUGGUUGUUGAAGAUCGUUGUGUAUUAUUUAAUUGGGUUGCCAAUGGUUCUCUGGUCCUGUACAUUAAUGUGUGUAUGUGCUAAUUUUUUAAGUUCGUCAUAUACAUGUUUUUCGUUUGUAGAAAGUAUUCAGUUUAAUGUAGAAACUUGCAACGAUUUAUUUACGUGUAUAAAAUAUGCUUUUCCAAAAAUAAAGAAAACAAAAUAAA
This is a messenger RNA of Zophobas morio, 1624 nucleotides long. RefSeq names its product ras-related protein Rab-10 (gene Rab10). The record is from RefSeq and is a predicted model, not a curated record. Bases 85 to 696 code for a protein of 203 amino acids. Gene Ontology annotation, biological process: cellular response to insulin stimulus. The transcript has 4 exons. Gene Ontology annotation, molecular function: GTP binding; GTPase activity. Gene Ontology annotation, cellular component: recycling endosome; insulin-responsive compartment; Golgi apparatus. NCBI's taxonomy places the organism in Eukaryota, Metazoa, Arthropoda, Insecta, Coleoptera, Tenebrionidae.